AUGGCAGGUGAAGAUCCAGUUGUUUUCGAAGACUACUUUCCGUCGAUGAUUGAAAGACUGGGUUCCGAUGGAUUCAUGAGAGAGCUAUGUAAUGGCUUCUGUUUGUUGAUGGACGUUGAAAAAGGGCUCAUCACGUUCGAGAGCUUGAAGAAAAACACACUGUUACUAGGAUUGUAUGAUCUUGGAGAUGAUGAGCUUGUGUUCAUGUUAGCAGAAGGAGAUCUGGAUGGUGAUGGGGCUCUGAAUCAGAUGGAGUUCUGUAUCCUCAUGUUUAGAUUGAGUCCAGGGUUAAUGGAUGGAUCGAAGCGAGCGAUACAAGAGAUGGGUGUAAACUAUGUUAUGUAA
This is a messenger RNA of Ilex paraguariensis (yerba mate), 345 nucleotides long. NCBI's taxonomy places the organism in Eukaryota, Viridiplantae, Streptophyta, Magnoliopsida, Aquifoliales, Aquifoliaceae. The record is from the annotation of a GenBank genome assembly.